CCAGUGCGAACAUGCGGUUAAUCCCAAGGAAUCAGUUACUUCUCUAGACUGGGGAUACUAUGGGGAAGCUUCGCGGGGUGACCAGCCGAUGAAAAAGAGGCGCAAGAGGCAUUCUGGUGCCAAUGGUAUUGCUGCUGGAGCGGAAGACGAUGCAGGUGCCAUUGUCGUUGCGUUCGGCACGAGCACAUCUGAAAUUAGGAUGUAUUGCCCUUCUGAGGACAAGGUCACUGGUGUUCUUACCGGAGGGCAUGAGAAGGGGAUCAGAGAUUUCAAAUUCACCCCAAAGAAGCCUGCGCAGGAAGGAUGGAGUAUUGGCGGUGAUGGGAAGCUAGUACAGUGGAAUUUGCGCAAGGGAAGCAUUGUGAGAGUGAUUUCCUUGCCGUCAACUUCCAUAUCUGCACUUGCUCGACCAGUACCAGCAAACCCACCGGUGCUAUGUGCUUCUCAAACACCCUACCUAAUCAGCGCAGACAACGAAGCUAGCGAUUCGGAACCGCCGUUCAGUUCGAUGAAGGAUGUCGUUCAUUCUCUCAUUUCUUCCAACACCGACUACACCGAUCUAUCAGGACCAUUCCUUGCCUCUGAUUCUGACCGCUAUAUCAACGUCUUCAAUUCCCAGAAUAAACAGCUUCUUGGCUCUUUGGUUGCGGAUAAGGAAAUAGACCUAGUUUCCCUAUAUCCUGGUUCUCAUAAGGCGAGCAACGAGACCGAAAACUUAGGCCAAAAACAACAGCUAGCUGUUGUCACUCGUGAUGGCGCAAUCGAGAUCUUCUCCAAUCCUUUCCAUAAAUUUGGUGAGAGCUCUGCAUCCGGUACCGCUGGCGCUAGUCUCAAAUCGCUCCGAAAAUCCAUGACCUGUCGGCCAGACGCUGUCAUCAAGCUGGUUAAGCCUGAUAAGGCACGCUCACCUGUUCCCGUGGUCUCCGUAUGCUUUGAUGGUGCGGACCUAGUAGUUGUUUGGGUUGAGGGAGGCAUAGACCUGGUCUUUGAUAGGAUACCGUGGCUUGAUGAAACAACGCAGGAGCUGAUGUACAGUGGUGAAACGGAGUUGGCGCGCGGCAAGUCCUCCUCUAACAUUGGUAACGCCAUGAUGAACGGUGUCAAGGAUCUAGGCAAGUCUCAUGUGGAUGAGAGUCAUGCCAUUGUCGAGCAAGGCGGAUUCGCCGAAGGCGUCGAUGAUGAGGUCGAGGACGAAAAGUCGGAAAACGACGACAACUCAGAUGAAGAGCUGGAUGAUGCAGACCCAACUUCCAAUGCCCUAACAACUACCAAUGAAGAUGUUGAAAUGGCAGACCACACAGAUGCGGAGGAUGCAGCUGAACCCUCGUUUGGUGAGCUGCUGGCUUCUGCUCCCCAGACCAUCAGUGUCUCCGCAGACUUCAUGGAUAAGACCUCCCUGCUUCAAUCAAAAGCUCUCCCCACAGAAUCUCAUCAGCUCCCCGUCGGCCUCUCCCUAGCAACCGUCCUCUCUCAAUCUCUCAAAACAAACGACAACGCUCUAUUAGAAUCCUGUUUCCACACAAAAGACAUGGCUAUCGUAAAGACAACCGUUCAGCGGCUCGAUUCAUCCCUUGCAGCUACCCUGUUGCAAAAACUAGCUGAGCGUCUAUCCACUCGUCCAGGUCGGUACGGACAUCUACUAAUGUGGGUUCAAUGGACAUGUAUUGCCCAUGGUGGCUCCAUCGCCUCCAACAAAGAUGUUCUCAAGAAAAUCAAUUCACUGUUCAAAGUCAUGGAGCAACGUUCGGCAAGUUUACCUUCCCUCUUACUUCUUAAGGGAAAGCUGGAUAUGCUUGAAGCCCAACUCACAUUGAGACAAAGCCUGCAAGGCCGAGACGGCCGUGUCAUUGAUCCUGACGAAGAACGAGUCAUCUACGUUGAAGGACAAGAAGAUAUAGUUGAAGGUGAUGAGGACGAUGACGAUGACGCAGGAUUAAUGCAACUUGUUGCCGAAAAUGAGCAUGUCCCCGGCCGUAAGGAGGCCCGCGGUAUCCUAGAGGAUAAUAUGUUUGCCGACAAAGAAGGGGACGAAGAUAUGCCCAUGACGAAUGGCGUCGAGUACGACGAAGAAGGGGAACAAGACGAUGAAGAAGAUGAGGAGGAGGAACUUCUCGAUGACGAGGCAGAAGUUUCUGAUGAUGGUGAAGACGAAGAUGAUGACGAAGAAGAAGAUAGUGAUAAAGAGCCCAACUAUGAGGAAGAAGCAAGUCUGUUGGAGUUCCUUGCUAAUUCAGAUGAAGAAGAGUCUGAAGUAUCUGAUACCCCUGCCACAAAAUCGAAGAGAAAGUGAAGCGGUUUUUCUCCUAAACACCGGAGUGAGGAGAUAUAAGAAAAGGACAAUAAAUGGAGGUUAAAAAUCCGUAUAGAAUGGAAUGGCUUCUUCUCUUUCCAGUUCUCUUUUUACAUCAUUUUAUAGGCUGGAUUAUAUUUUUUUCUUGAUACUAUUUUUUUUUUUUGGCAUGUAUCCAUUGGGCGAUUACAAUUGUUCAAGUCAGAGGGAAGCGAGGUCGAUUCCACUGAAUUGUUUGUUACUUGCUUAUCAUGUCUUGUCUCUGUGCCUACGAGUCUACUGCUUGUGUCCAUUGACUUACAAAAAUAUCUCUUUAUUGCAUCAUAAAGUUAGUAGUCUUUUUUCUUCUACUGAGUCGCCCCGUCGGCUUUAGCUCGCUAGUUACGUGUCUGUCAAAUUGAUUGCGGAAACUUAAAUCGCUCGGAGCAAACCAACCACUAUACCAGGGUUGAAAAGGUCAAAAGGCUUGUCUAUAGUUUUCUAUCCGGCGGCAAACAAAUGAAAAUGAUAAUAAUUAAUGAUAUUUAAAGCAGCAUACUUUAGGUUCCAAAGGUAUAGUAGACGUCGUACAUGCACGCUUGACGCCCACAGAGGAUGCUGCUCAGGGGGUUUUCUUUCGUGGCAAUGUUGAAAAAUAGGGACAUCGUACCCGGUACUACCGACCGGCUGCAUAUACCCGUCCUAUCUAAUAACUUCCGUCUCCUUCUCAAUACCCUCCAGACUCUCUAAGAUUGCGCUCCCGCCCAAUACUCCGCUGGUGCUAGCGAUGUUCUUGGGCGUCCCGCUCCAGACCUCGUGGAAUUUAACAGACUCGUCACUGGACGCCACAAUGAUACAUCCUUCUUCGGCCGUGCGUGACCACCAUGUAUCCCCUUCUUUGUUGGAGGCAGAUGACUGGGAGUCAUCGGAACUGGUAUCACUUCUAUUUGGGCCGUGUCCACGAUGUCCGUGAGAUACAGGAUCAGCAAGCUGACGAGCCAUUUCGUUUGGCCCACCAGGGUAGCUGAUUGCCCAAAGUGCGCGCCCACAAUCUCCUGGGUUCAAACUCCCAAAGCGUUCAUGUCCUGUAGCUACCGCCCAAGGAAUAGCGACGACUUGCUGGCAGCUUGGCCAUGCAAAGACUGCUAUCCGGUAAGGAUGUUCGGGAGACGCGUAGCCAAAGGUUGCAGCUAUCUCACGACGGGUUUUGCUCCAUAUCAAACUGGUUACCUGUGAGUGGACAUUGAUAAUUGCUAGACAUGCGCCAGAAAUAGCGUGGAAAAAUCGAAUGCAUCGAUCGUUCGUGCCGCCACCCGUCGCUACA
Molecule: messenger RNA, 3593 nt
Organism: Trichophyton rubrum CBS 118892
Lineage: Eukaryota; Fungi; Ascomycota; Eurotiomycetes; Onygenales; Arthrodermataceae
Exons: 2
Coding region: 89-2290 (733 amino acids)
Biological process (GO): maturation of SSU-rRNA from tricistronic rRNA transcript (SSU-rRNA, 5.8S rRNA, LSU-rRNA)
Cellular component (GO): nucleolus
Molecular function (GO): protein binding
Source: RefSeq, a predicted model, not a curated record